Molecule: messenger RNA, 1070 nt
Organism: Colletotrichum godetiae
Lineage: Eukaryota; Fungi; Ascomycota; Sordariomycetes; Glomerellales; Glomerellaceae
Exons: 1
Coding region: 293-943 (216 amino acids)
Source: RefSeq, a predicted model, not a curated record
GUUCGCCCAUUUCGUACCCGUCGCGCCCAGUGAGAGCACUCUCGCGGCGAACACUCGCAACUUUGGUUCCCUCCCCCAUGAUCUGCCCGCCUCCACAGCAUGCCACUGCCAAGCGCCUUUCGGUACCUGGUUACCUGGCAAAUGCUGGCAUUUUUCUCGCGUUGUGGCCCAUCUCUCCACACUGGAGAUGACCUCCGCCCACCAGCCUUAUCCAUCGACAUCCAUGACAUCCAUGCGAGAACACGCGGAAACAUGAUGGCUAAUCAGCGGGCAAUCUAACGAAAAGACCCGGAUGCGACUGUACGGGGAUUUCAAUUACCGCAGCUCUUCGCAGGCAACCAACACGCCGACAAACUUCAGCAUUGCGAAUGGAGUCGUCUCCUUCAGAAUGAAGUUGGGGGCAGGAAACCGCGCAAUCCUCAUUCCCGGGUAUGGGGAACGUCGCAUCCAUGACAUGUAUCCCUACGCAGCCACAGCAAUUCGUCCAUGCCUCACACAAAGAGCAGAGUCAGCACUUCGAACAGUAUGUUAUGCAACAGCAACGAGAAAAACCUGGCUUCGACGUCGUAGAUCUGCACAGCGUCAUUUUACUACCUUUGUAUCCGUACGGGCCACAGCAUGCUCCCGCAAUCAGCCGGAUAACCCGAGAGGUAGGUUAUGGAAUGUUUCAAUUAAUCCCAACCAGACCUGCCUUCUUCCUUGUCUUGAUCUGAGGGAGAUCUCCUGCUGCAAAUCCGGUCAUUUGGACGCGGGAGAGAACAGCCAGAGACAGGACCGCCGCGGCGAUCCGUACAUCGGCCCUAUGCAGCUGCGCGACAAACCUGUCUCCCGUCUCGCUCGUCUACGUUCCCUGCACCAGAUCAAUAUAGCGUCGCGUAUCGUUGAUGAUCAAAGGCAGUUCACCAAUGUCCAAAUCACUCAACUCAAUCAUCAGAGCGAGUGAGCCUAGAAGAAUAUGGAUCUCACCCGUUCAUUUCGGACUAUUCAAGUGGACGCCUCGGAGGCCACCUCUUCCGUCAGUCAGAGCGCCGCAAACAUAGUCUAACGUCAAAAUAGAAACUUUUUUUUCA